AUGGACGCACUUAUGCAGACUGCAAUUUUUGAGGUCAUGGGUUGUGGAGUUGCUGCUCUUGGCGUUAGCGCUCUCAGCGGAGGUGCCGCGUCUGCACUUGCUGCUAUGGGCUUUCUUGCUUGCGACGGAACCGUCUACGGAAGCUAUGAGAAGGGGCUGGUUGAAUGCAGAGCGUUUUAA
Messenger RNA from Colletotrichum gloeosporioides, 180 nucleotides. RefSeq lists its product as uncharacterized. The record is from RefSeq and is a predicted model, not a curated record. The transcript has a single exon. NCBI's taxonomy places the organism in Eukaryota, Fungi, Ascomycota, Sordariomycetes, Glomerellales, Glomerellaceae. Bases 1 to 180 code for a protein of 59 amino acids.